Molecule: messenger RNA, 308 nt
Organism: Rhopalosiphum maidis (corn leaf aphid)
Lineage: Eukaryota; Metazoa; Arthropoda; Insecta; Hemiptera; Aphididae
Product: dnaJ homolog subfamily A member 4-like
Exons: 2
Coding region: 11-298 (95 amino acids)
Cellular component (GO): cytosol
Molecular function (GO): protein-folding chaperone binding
Source: RefSeq, a predicted model, not a curated record
ACGAGAUAACAUGAAUUUAAUUAUGGUUCAAAAGGUUUUGUUGAAACAAGUAUUACUUGGUAUAAGAAUUGUUAUUAAUACAUUAGACGAUAAGGUAUUAAGGAUAAAUAUCACUGAACCUAUAACACAAGAUUAUGUUAAAAUAAUCCACAAUGAAGGCAUGCCUGAUAUGAAUUUUCCAUCAACACGUGGUAACAUAAUCAUCCAGUUUGACAUAAUUUAUCCACUUUAUUUUCCAAUUACAGAUGAAAAAUUUUGUGAAUUAUUUGAUAGCGAAAAAAAUUACCUAAAUAAUUAAUUGUUUUAUA